AUGACACCCAUGAACUGCUCUCUUCAUAACAACUUGGUUGAGAUCUCUAUAGCCACCCUGCUGAUUCUGGAAUUUGCAUUGGGACUGCUGGGCAAUGCACUUGCCUUGUGGUCUCUUACUUCUCACUUAAAGGUGUGGAAACCAUAUGUGGUCUACUUGCUCAACCUGGUCAUUGCAGACCUUUUGUUGUCUGUGUGCCUGCCAUUCCAAAUCACUUUCUAUCUCAUGCACAAGAAAUGGGAGCUGGGACAGACAGCUUGCUGCAUCCUGACCUUCCUGCUGAACCUCAGUAGGACCAGUGGCAUUGCUUUCCUCACUGCAGUGGCUUUAGAUCGCUACUUCAGGGUGGUCCACCCUCGUUUCAAGAUCAACAGCUUCUCAAAGCAGGUGGCCAAGAUCAUCUCUGCUUUAGUCUGGUUUCUGAUGGUGGGACUGGUUCUCCCAAGCCUGGUGGCUUCCAACAUUGGGAAGAAUGCCACUGAGUGCCACUGUUUCUACCCCAUGGAAGACAUCGCUUUUGGCAGCACUUGGCAGGAGGUGGUGUUGGGUCUUCAGUUCCUUCUUCCCUUCAGCCUCAUCCUGUUCUGCAACAUCCGCAUCCUUAAGAUACUCCAACAGCGGCUCCGGGACCAAGACAAACAGCCCAAGCUCCAGAGGUCUAUGGCAUUAGUCACUACAGUGGUGGUGCUCUUUGGGGUUUGCUUUCUGCCCAGCUUUCUGACUAGGAUACUCAUGGCCAUCCUCCAAAGGUCAGAAAGCUGCCGGACUCUUCAAGUGAUGGUCCAUGCCUGUGAUGUCACCAACAGCCUCACCUAUCUCAACAGUGUCCUCAACCCAGUGGUAUACUGUUUUUCAAAUCCAGUGUUCAGAUAUUCAUAUAGGAAAGCCUUUAAUACAAUAAGAGGAAGAAGGAAGGAAUCACAGCCUCAAGGUUUUGAUCUCAAAGAUUCCUGUUACAGUGAAUAAUAGAGCACUGGACUUCGAGUCAGGAGGACUUGGGUUUGAAUCCUAUCUCACAUAUUGACUGACUUCUGUGCUUCAGUUUCCUCACUUAUUAAAAUGGGAUAAGAGCUCUACCUCCCAGAUUGGUUGUGAAGAAACAGUUUAACAAGGUAUUUCAAGCAUUUCGUGAACCUUAAAACUUUACAUAAACGUGAGCUACGAUUAUUAAUGAAGAUGAUUGGGGGCUCCUGCUGAGAUCUCUCUGCACAAAUCAGAACAAAGACCUAUGCCUGGCCCUGUCCAUGUGAAGCCAAAGAGGGAAUGCUUACUGAAUUCUGAAUUACAAGAGUGGUUAGAACCUGAGGGAUGUCAAACAAAAGUCUGAGGGUGGAAGGAAUCCACCAAAGCAGAUUUUUAUUUCAAAAGCCCUUCCUGGGUCAGAUCCAUGUGUGCAUGUACUGUGUUGCCCCAAGCAGAUGGCAGCAUUAAAAGGGAAGGAAAUUUGUGAAAUUCUAUGAACAGAACACCCUAACACGAAAAGGCAAAAGGGAAUCCCAUACCUCUAACUACAUACUCAGAAAAGCAAUCUUCUCAAAACCCGACUUGAAAAUCAGAUAUGUUCUUCCUAUUUUGCUGCUGAGAUAUGUCAAAUGCUGCUUCAUCUUGGGACCUAACGUAUCCAACAGUGCCCAGGAUAAAGUGCCAACUGGCUAAGCUGUAUAUAUCCU
Trichosurus vulpecula (common brushtail) is the source of this 1670-nucleotide messenger RNA. It is a transcript of the gene GPR31, whose product is annotated as G protein-coupled receptor 31. The record is from RefSeq and is a predicted model, not a curated record. NCBI's taxonomy places the organism in Eukaryota, Metazoa, Chordata, Mammalia, Diprotodontia, Phalangeridae. Gene Ontology annotation, molecular function: G protein-coupled receptor activity. The coding region runs from base 1 to 966 and encodes 321 amino acids. Gene Ontology annotation, cellular component: membrane. The transcript has 2 exons. Gene Ontology annotation, biological process: G protein-coupled receptor signaling pathway.